Penicillium waksmanii is the source of this 1071-nucleotide messenger RNA. RefSeq lists its product as uncharacterized. The transcript has a single exon. The record is from RefSeq and is a predicted model, not a curated record. The coding region runs from base 1 to 1071 and encodes 356 amino acids. Lineage: Eukaryota; Fungi; Ascomycota; Eurotiomycetes; Eurotiales; Aspergillaceae.
AUGUACUUACUAGAUGACAUAGGGAAAAAGAAGAGGGAGCGCCUACAAGCUCUCGAAUAUCGAGCAAAUAGCCCUGUCAAGAUACCAUCUUUGUCGAUGACAAUCUCUCCCGAAGCCGGGGAUGCUUCUGCCACACCCACGUCGACUUUGGAACACCAGGGCCAGUCGUUAGGCCAACUGUCCUUCUCGUACUCACCCGCAUCGUUUGAAGAGUAUCAUCAAACUGCCAAAGAAAUUACGCCAUUCAUCCUACCAAUCUCAGACUCAUCCGGGCCCUCAAACCAAGAUCUCCCGUCAGUCACAGCAGAACACGAUGACUCAGAGGCAUGGAAAAGCCUUAUGCUUUCUGAAACAGACGCCUUUGGGUCCUUAUUUGACAUGCCAGCUCUUGAACUUGAGCCAAAUCCCGGAAGUUUGAGCGAACAUGAUGAGCAACUUUCAAGUGGACUUCCAGGGAUUACAGGAGGUGGCCACGACAUCUCCGAAGAGCUUCAAGCUUACGACACCACUUUCUUCACUUUUCCAGAUGACCACACCCUCGAGGUCCCAUCUCUCACCCUUCUCAACGCCGCUAUGAGAGUUGCUGUCCAGCUCAAAGUUUCUGACAUUAUCUGGGACAUUGCGGCAAUAAGCCCAUUCUAUCAACCAUCAUCCUCAAGCAGCUCUGACACUUCCCUCUCACCUCCAGCCCUAGAGUCUGGCUUGUCAACUUCAGGGCCGUCGCCCACCAACUCCAGCUCACAAGUCGAUCCCACCGAGCUCCCCUUACAUUUACAGCCAACUCGGACCCAACGUUCGAUCGCCCACCAUCCAUUAUUGGACCUGCUACCUUGGCCCAGUACCCGGGACAAAUUAAUACAAGUUUUUCAUCUCCCUGUACAAAUGCGGCCUGGCAAUGCACAGGACCCUAUGGGUCUUGUAAGAUUUGUUUACGACAUGGAGGAUGACAGUGGUGAAGGUGUGACGAUCACCGGACAGAAUCCGUUUGAACCAGGGACAUGGGAGAUAGGCCAACUUGUUUUUGAGCGGUGGUGGUGGGCAUUUGACACGGGGGUGAUUGAGGGAAAGUAA